Molecule: messenger RNA, 3245 nt
Organism: Amoebophrya sp. A120
Lineage: Eukaryota; Dinophyceae; Syndiniales; Amoebophryaceae
Source: the annotation of a GenBank genome assembly
AGAAAAGAGAAAAAACAUUCGACAGCAAACACAUAAGGAUAAUGCACAGUAUCUUUGUUUCUCAGGCCGCAUACCACAGCGAUGCUCAAUAUAACUAGUUCAAGCAAAUAAACUAGAAAAAGAAACUAUGUAGGACUUUGAAAUCGAAAAAUGUGUCUGCCUGCCGUAGCACUCCAGCAUGCAGCACGUGCGCAGAUGAAUGUACUUUGAACUUGACACUAUACACAACAUAGCAAGGGCAAGCGACCCUAAAUAGCCGACUGAUCGUUAGUACGCACGACCGUAGUUAAGCAUUCGACGCUAGAUCUUGCUUCGUGUUGCUGGACGAUCACGCUUUCGAAUUUUUAUACGCAGAUCAAAGAGAGGACCGAGACCUGUUAGCACCAUUCCGAAACAAACAGAAUGUCUCUCGAGUUUGGCGAUCUCGUGCUUGUAAUCGGCGACCAGCACAUACCGCAGCGAACCCGCGACCUUCCCGAAUGCUUCAAGGAUUUGCUGCAGACGGACAAAAUCAAGAUCGUGCUGUGCACGGGCAACUGCGGUAGCAAAGCCGUGUUGGAUGGAUUGCAGGGGCUAGGUAAAAAAAAGUAGAGUUGUUUGUUUGUAAAAGCUGAUGUUGCGCGGAGGCAGGUGUUGUUUUUAUGCUCAGUUAGAUGCUGUGCGGAGCGCAAGCGGUCCUUGCCAAGCAGGACUUAUUUUUUCACCAGGAACGAAGCUUCUUCUUCGCUGCAAAGGGUGUUGGCAUUGCAAAUUUCCCCACCACGACCUGCAGGUCACGAAGUCCACUGCGUCCGCGGCGAAUCAGAUGACAAGGCGAUCCUGGGCCGCGAACUCCCCGAGUCGCUCGUGGUCGAGGUGGGCGCGUUUAAGGUGGGCAUGAUUUCCGGGUACCAAAUACGCAGGAAAAGAACUGUGUGAGUGUAAGUUUCUUGGAGGAAUAGCAUCACAAGUUUGCUCUGCAUAACACAGAAAACCUGUCAUGCGAAGCUAGUACGUGAAAGCACGUACGAAAGUUGCUUCUGAUGCAUGUCCAGCAUGACAAGUGUAGCAGUUUUGCAUUUUCUGCAACACAAAGUUACACUAAAACAUUUUUUUUCUUGGAUACCAAAUCCUCCCCUGGAAAUCCGACGCCGCGUUGCUCCAGUGGCAGCGCAAGCUCGGUUGCGACGUGCUGAUCUCCGGGCACACGCACGAAGCCCGGUGCUUCGCCUUGGAAAACAAGUUGUUUCUGAACCCGGGCUAUCAAAUGCAAAAAUGUCUGGGUCUGGAAGAAUGCAAUUUGUCAUGCUAAAUCUGAAGCAUGCAAAAAUCUGUGUUGCAUGAUUACCAAAAGUCGUCCAGUUUUGACCAAGUCGGGAGGCAGUUUCUCAUGCAGGAUAGGCAUGGAUAAGAUCGCACAGAAUCUGUCAUGCUAUGUCCUGCAUUCCAGACCUCACAGGUCAUGGAAAAGCCGCAUGACAAAUCGCGCAUUCUUCCAGACCCAGACAUUUUUACAUUUGAUACGGGCAGCGCGACCGGGGCGGCGCAGCACUACGACGUCAGCCAGCUCUUCGCCAACGACUUCGCGAACGCGGCACGGGCCUUGCUGGCGACUAUGCAUUGCAAAUAUGUCUGGGUCUGGAAACUUGUGAUGCAAGUCUGUGAACAAUAAGUGCUCUGUAAUGCGGCGCCAAGCAUGACAAGUUUUUUCGUGCUUCUGUGCUGCGUAUUUCGCAUGAGAAACUACGCUUUUGCAUGACAGGCAAGAGGGCCUUUUGGUGGCCACGCAAUACAGAGUGCAGAGUCAUGCCGGACUAGCAUGACAAAUCUCGCAGUCUUCCAGACCCAGACAUAUUUGCAUUUGAUAGCGACGGCCGUGCAGCAACCUAGUCCGACGGGUGCAGCCGGUGGACCACCGGAGAGUGCAGCAACAGUGGCGAACUUGAAUAAAACCGGGUCUAAGUCCAGUGCUGCAGGACCGGAAGGAGAGGCAGCGACGGUCGUAAACGGAAGAGCAGCUGCGUCAGGGGAGGACAAAAGUGCUGAAACUGCUGCAGAAGAAGCAGAUGCAAAGGCGGAAGUAGGAGCUGACGCUGCAACGAACAAGGAGGGAGCUGAAACGAACACCCCGGCGGAACAACAAGGAACAGAAAGUAAAUCCGACGAGACCACAUCGUCACUACCUACCGCGGAAGGAGCUGAAGUGACGAAAGCUCCGAAAGCCGAGGGUGAGGCAGCAGACCCGGCUGACGCCGUAAUGCCGAGUGGCAUGAAAAAAAUGACUGCCGAGGUCGCAGCUGCUGCUCCGGUCGUUGCAGGUGAAGACAGUGCGCCUGGUGAACAAGGUGUUCCGCCACCACCUCCGCCACCCGCAGCUACCGACCCCGCAGUCAAUGCGGUCACAGAACAGAUAGCAAAUCUCGAUGUGGCGGCCGACGUAAUGCAACAGAAUCCACCGGAGGAUGGUUCUGCUGUGCCGGCGGUGCCCGCCGCUCCUGCGCCCUUACCGGCCAUGGGACAGUCCACACCAAGCUUCAUGCUGAUGGCGGUGCAGGGCGCAAUAUCAAAAUGAAAAAUCCCCCCUCCCCAUAUCAAAACGAAGUCUGUGAUGCUGGAUUUGCGUACACACAUCAGAUUUGUCUUGCUGGAGAGGACUGCAGGCCCAUACCAAGCCUGAGCAGAGAGGUUUUGGGCUGGGCUCUUAGCAUGAGAAACGUCUGCGCUGUAGGCCCAACAGCAUUACAAACCGCCUUCAUAAAGCGGCGGAGCCUGUGAAGUUGCCUUCUUGCAAGACAGAGAUGAUUUGUGGUCGCAAAUCAGCAUUGCCAAUUACGUACCUUUUCGAUAUGGGGAGGGGGGAUUUUUCCUCACAAUACGCAAAGGUGGUCGUGUAUGUGUAUAAGGAGGAAAACGGCGAGAUCACGGUGGACCAGUUUGACCAUCAGAAGUUUUAAGAAGCGGCCCGUGGCGGAAUUCUGUUUACACAUGAGAUGGGGAGGACCUUCAAUUGUACUUCGGGAAGAGGAUGAACAACCCCCAAAACUUCUUCAAGCAUAUCCUGAUUGAAGAAAUUUUCGUGAAAAACAAAGAGUAUUGACCAGCGCAAAGUACGUUGGUUUCUUCCCACGACGUCGUAUAUAUGAGUACAAGCUCGACCUCUAUAUCUUCGUAUUUCCAAGAACAGAACGCAAUCCCUGCUGACCGAUCGUGAUGCUCUCCUCCUCGUCCUCCAUUUGGGAGUUUAUUUAUCACUUCCGCAUACCUAU